Plutella xylostella (diamondback moth) is the source of this 1396-nucleotide messenger RNA. Its product is annotated as 3-hydroxyisobutyryl-CoA hydrolase, mitochondrial. Lineage: Eukaryota; Metazoa; Arthropoda; Insecta; Lepidoptera; Plutellidae. Gene Ontology annotation, molecular function: 3-hydroxyisobutyryl-CoA hydrolase activity. Gene Ontology annotation, cellular component: mitochondrion. Gene Ontology annotation, biological process: L-valine catabolic process. The record is from RefSeq and is a predicted model, not a curated record.
UAGAGCUCCCGGUCCGAUGAAAGUUGUUUUUCUUAUCUUUUCGUUACCAUGGCCAUGCGUUAAGACUAAUUUACACUAAUUCAACCCUCACUCAGUAAUAAUUCCGGUAUUACACUGUAUAACAUACACAAUAUUAUAGAUUUAUUGAAGUUUAAAAGUUACCUUUGUUUUGACAGUCUAGUAUCAGACAAGUGUAUUGUGUAGUGAAACCACCUUGAACUUUAAACUUUAUUGAGGACGAAAAACCGGGAGAUAAGAUGUUUAAAAUUAGCAGAAACUUGGUUAAAAACUCAUCUGUAAUAUCCAAACGCAUGAUGUCCACUGCCGAGGAUGAUGUCCUCUUUGAGACCCUCAACAAUGCUGGAAUUGUCACUUUAAACCGGCCCAAAGCACUUAACUCCGUAAACACAUCUAUGGUCACAAAGCUCCUAAAACAACUGCCCGAAUGGGAGAAGACUAAAACUAUGGUCAUAGUAAAGGGAGCUGGAGAAAAGGCUUUCUGUGCCGGAGGUGACGUGAAGGCAGCCAUAGACAGGGUAGAAGGACCAAGAUUCUUCUUCACUGAGUACAAUGUAAACAGCAUUAUUGGCAAAUACAAAAUACCAUACAUUGCAUUUAUAAAUGGGAUUACUAUGGGGGGAGGACUGGGGUUGUCAGUCCAUGGCAGAUACAGGGUGGCCACAGAGAAGACUGUCAUAGCCAUGCCUGAGACUAAAAUUGGGCUAUUCCCUGAUGUUGGCGGGUCAUACUUCCUGCCACGGCUUCAAGUGAACCUUGGACCAUAUUUGGGCCUAACAGGGGACAGACUGAAAGGCAAGGAUGUAGUGAAAGCUGGCAUCGCCACCCACUUUGUGCCCAGUUCCCGGCUGUAUGAACUCGAGAAGCUUCUCUCACGCUGCACAAACGAGACUGAGAUCAACAACCUGCUGAGUAAAUUCAAUGAGCCCGCAGAGGAGUUCUCCCUAGCUCCCCAUAUCAAGCACAUCAACUACUGCUUUGCCGCUGGAACUAUUGAGGAGAUCAUCGAGAGGCUAGAGAAAGUUAACAAUGAGUGGUCUAUUAAAACUCUGGAGGGCCUCCACAAGAUGUGCCCGGGCAGCCUGAAGAUCACGCUGCGCGCGCUGCAGCGAGGCGCCCAGCUCGAGCUGGACCAGAGCCUGCGCAUGGAGUACCGGCUCGCCUGCCGCGCCACCGAGAAUCAUGACUUCCCUGAGGGAGUGCGAGCCCUCCUAGUGGACAAGGACAACAACCCUCAAUGGAACCCGAAGACCUUAGCAGAAGUUACUGACGACUAUGUAGAGAGCUUCUUCAAGAAACUGCCAGAAGAUAAAGAACUCAAGUUUGGCGACUCCAAGUUGUAAUCAACAAGCUAAAUUAUAAAAUUGUUUUUAAGAGA